AUGCGAGCCUCGCCCGCUGCCGGCCCCGCCGGAACGCUGCCCCGCCGCUCCUCGGAAACAAAUCAGCCUCCGCGGCCGCAUCCCCUCGACGCUUCUGACUCCGAGCACCUCCCGAGGCGCAGCUCCCCAGGGACAGGAACCGUGCGGGGGGAGGGGGAGGAACGGGAGGCCCCGGGUAGUCCCGAGGUGGCGAGAGGGGACGGAGAAGCCCCGCGCAGCAGCCGCGGCGGAGGCGAGGCACGGCCGGCAGCCGCACGAUGGGCACCGCCGGGCUUCGUAGGAAACGCCACCCGCCUGCAGCAGCCGCCGCAGCUCCGAGAAGAGACAGCGCUCUCAGGAGCCCGACUUUCCCGGGGGCAGCCCCAGCACCGCGGCCGUGAGUGCCGCCGACCCGCGCCCACCUCCUCCCGUUACCCCCCAAGUACAGCCGGGCCGGCACUCAGCUCAGCCCACGCGGGGAAGGACCGAGAAACGGAAAAGAAAGGAUCGCAGCUCUCCUACCCGGCUCCGCUGACGGGGCCGCCGAGCUCCCGCGGUCCCGCACCGACAGCGCGUCCCCGCUGCAGGCUGCCCGGCGCCCAGCACGCCCCGCCUGGGGGCGGCCCGCCUCGGCCGCCUCCUCCCCUUCCUCCUCCCCUCCCCAGGGAAGCCCCGCCGCGGCAGAGGACGCCCGAGGACUUAGUCCCCGGCGCGGGCACUUCUCCGACCCGCCCUGUCCCAGAGGGUUUCACGGAGGUGCCCCGCUGCCGUUGCCGCCUCGGCAGCCCUCGGGCUCACCCUCGCACCCCCGGAACCGGUCCCAGCCGCCGCUCUCGGGUCCCGGAGGUGGAUGAACGCGAGCUGACAGCCUCGCGUACGUUGUAG
Messenger RNA from Lagopus leucura (white-tailed ptarmigan), 864 nucleotides. Its product is annotated as basic proline-rich protein-like. The transcript has 2 exons. The coding region runs from base 1 to 864 and encodes 287 amino acids. NCBI's taxonomy places the organism in Eukaryota, Metazoa, Chordata, Aves, Galliformes, Phasianidae. The record is from RefSeq and is a predicted model, not a curated record.